GAAUGUAAAAAGUACGGAGGCUGGCAAUCUAACGACGAGAUCAGGUGACUGAAGCACAAAACAACAGCAGAAGAAGACGAGGAGCUUGAAAUGUUCGGAAAAGAAUCAGCCGCCGCUCCGGCGAACCAGUGGCGUCGUGAUCUCCGGCAAGAGCCAGCCUCGGGCAAUCCGUUGAAACUGUACCUGAAUUGCAUCAGAAACACUCUCGAGGCCGCUAUGUGUUUACAGAACUUUCCUUGCCAAGAAGUUGAAAGACAUAACAAACCAGAGGUUGAAUUGAAGACCAGUCCAGAACUUCUGCUCAAUCCUGUUUUGAUAUGUCGAAAUGAGGCUGAGAAGUGCUUGAUAGAAACUUCUAUCAAUUCACUGCGGAUUAGCCUUAAGGUAAAGCAGGCAGAUGAACUUGAAAACAUACUGGCAAAAAAAUUUCUAAGAUUUUUAUCUAUGAGGGCAGAAGCAUUUCAGGUUUUAAGGAGACAGCCAGUACAGGGAUAUGAUAUUAGUUUUCUUAUAACUAAUUAUCAUUGUGAGGACAUGCAGAAGAAUAAGCUUAUAGAUUUUAUUGUGCAAUUCAUGGAGGAUAUUGAUAAAGAGAUUAGCGAGCUAAAGCUAUCCAUGAGCACAAGAGGGAGACUAGUUGCGACUGAGUUUCUUAAGCAAUUUAUUUGAUGAUGCCUAAACGAAUUCAUAUCGACUAUCCUUUCUCUCUUGAAGAUGGUGUGUGUUAGCUUCAGGAUCUGUACUACCUAAUAGUCCAUCUGUUAGUCCAUCACUGCCCAUCAUGUACUGUACUCAAAUAUUUUUUGUACCGAUUCCUUGAAGUAGAUUUGUUCUUGCUGUAUAUUUCUUGCUUGCUCUUGUAUGAGUUUUUCUAUCCUUUCGAAAGUUUCUUAUUUCUCGCUGCAAAACUACUUUGUACUCCGUAGUGAUAGUUUUUAAAUGUAAAGUCUGAUGGUUGAUAUUAA
This is a messenger RNA of Daucus carota subsp. sativus, 965 nucleotides long. Its product is annotated as actin-related protein 2/3 complex subunit 4. Gene Ontology annotation, biological process: actin filament polymerization; Arp2/3 complex-mediated actin nucleation. The transcript is spliced from 8 exons. Lineage: Eukaryota; Viridiplantae; Streptophyta; Magnoliopsida; Apiales; Apiaceae. The record is from RefSeq and is a predicted model, not a curated record. The coding region runs from base 91 to 669 and encodes 192 amino acids. Gene Ontology annotation, cellular component: Arp2/3 protein complex; actin cytoskeleton. Gene Ontology annotation, molecular function: actin filament binding.